AAACGAAUGAGGAAGUGUUUCAAUUAUUUGAGUAGUCAUUCUUUUGAUACAACAGGAUGGAACGAGGACCCACGAUCACAAAGGGUAAACACUUAUUUGGAUUCAAAUAUUUUGAAAGGUUGUAAUCGUGUGACUACUGAAACUAGAUCUACUAUUUUAAAAUUUUUGACAGGUAUUUCAAUUCUUGAAGAAAAAGUUCUCAUUCACGAAGAAGUCACUGAUGGUCAAAAGAUAAAAAUUUACUUCCAUAUGGAUCACACAAACAAAAAAUGGAAAAAGAUUAUGCAGAAGCAAUCCCUAUAACCAAAUCAUGCUGGAUGUUUCAAUUUAAAUGAUUCCUAAAUUGAUUUGAAAGAAGAUUAGAAUUGGAUUAAGAAACAUUACAAUUAUUGUAAAAAUCCCGAGGACUUCGUAUCUCAACUAUUCGCUUUCCGAAAUUAAGAAAUCAAAUCUUGAACACUAAUUGGAAGAUAUAUCGAAUUGGAACUCCUCCUUUAUGUAAUCGGAUCCUAGUACUUAACAUACUUUAAAACUUGGCCCAAACCACUCUCUAGCACUAGUGUGAAAAAAAUAACUCAAAAUGGUAGUCACUGAACUAAGCUCUUCACUUGAUGGUUUAUUUCAAGUCAUGUACCUAAUCAUUGGCUUAGUACUAAUUUAUAUCAUGAUUCAUACCUUUAGAUUUAUAAGAAUCUACUUGAAAUAUAAACACAUACCUGGUUAUGUCUCAUUCUUCCCUUCAAUUAUAGAUUCACUCAUGCAUGGAGAUCCAAUGUUUGUUUACUAUGGUUAUUUGUGUAGCAUGCAAGCUUUUACAAAACAUCCAAAUGCAGCAAUGAUUAAAGUUCAACAAGGAUCAGAGAUAUUUUUCACAAUAGCCAGGGAUAAGGAAAUGAUCAAGGAUGUUCUUGUUAGAAAGUAUAAAUCUAUUGGAAAGGGUGAGCUAUUGGCUCCAGUUGGUUUGUUUGGAGCGAAUCUAUUCUCAGCUGAUUCUAAUAAUCCACUUUGGAAAAAGCACAGAACAUUGGCUAAUCCAGUAUUCAGUAACAGUUCUCAUUUAAGGAAUGUUUUUAGAGUUACAAUGGAGGAAUUAGCAAAGAUGAUUCCAUACUGGACCAAAUAUAAUGAUUCAGAUUCUAAUGGAAAUAUUCGAAAUGUUAACACUACACAAGAGUUGAAGUCUAUUACAUUAAGCAUUAUCAAUAGAGUUGCAUUCGAUUUCAAUAUAGAGAUAUUUGAUAAGAAUCCUGAACACAGAGACGAAGUACAUGGUUGGAUUUCUGAUUUAUUAGUUGGUUUAUUAUACAAGUUUGUAUUCCCUGAAUGGUUAUUCGAAUAUGUUCCUUUUGGAAUUUUCAAAAGAUUUAAAGAUGCAAAGAAUAGAUUCAGAGAGACAGCCAUGAAGAUGAUUCUCAAAAAGACAAAGGAAUAUGAGAAUGACAAUCAAGUGAAAGAAGAUGAAGAUUUACUAAGCUUAUUGUUGAAAAGCUCCAAUAAUGGUAAAUUAACAGAGGAAGAACGUUUGACAAAUGACGAAUUGGUUAGUGCCAUUUUCAUUAUUUUCUUUGCUGGAUUUGAAACAAGUUCCAAUUCUUUGAACUUCAUGUUGAGAUUGUUGGCAACCAGACCAGAAAUACAAGAAAAACUCAUUGAAGAAAUUGAUAAUGAAAUUCCAUCCAUGGAUUCAAUCAAAUUUGAAGAUGUCACUGAAAAACUUCCAUAUUUGACAUCAUUCAUUAAGGAGGCAUUUAGAGCCAAACCAAUUGUUGGUGAUACCACAAGAAUAAUUACCAAGAAGGGAGGUGAAACUAUUGGUGGACAAAUCCUUGAAGAAGGAACGGUUGUUAACGUUGGAAUAUAUGCUCAUCAUAAGCUGUCUCAUAAUAAUGCUAUGGAUGAUUUCAAAUUUGAUCGUUUCUGCAUUCCAAAUAAUAUCGAGAAGGGAACUAUGGGAAAUUUAUCUAUUGAUUUCCAAAAAGAAGAUUUAAUUACCUUCUCUAUUGGCCCAAGGGAUUGUAUUGGAAGAAGAAUGGCAUUAAUAGAAAUCAAAUUAAUCCUUGUUUAUUUGUUGAAACAAUACAGGAUUAAGGUUCCAGAGCAUUUGAAAGAACAACAAUCAAACAUCAAAGAAACAUACAUUAUUACAAGAACUGUUUUAGAGCCAUUCAUAUUUGAUUAUGAAAAGAGAGUUUAAUAAACUUAAAUAUUUUAC
This is a messenger RNA of Naegleria gruberi, 2212 nucleotides long. RefSeq names its product cytochrome p450. Gene Ontology annotation, molecular function: heme binding; oxidoreductase activity, acting on paired donors, with incorporation or reduction of molecular oxygen; iron ion binding. The transcript has a single exon. Lineage: Eukaryota; Heterolobosea; Eutetramitea; Acrasida; Naegleriidae. The coding region runs from base 581 to 2194 and encodes 537 amino acids. The record is from RefSeq and is a predicted model, not a curated record.